Messenger RNA from Pristis pectinata (smalltooth sawfish), 1491 nucleotides. RefSeq names its product N-acetyltransferase 9 (GCN5-related, putative) (gene nat9). Gene Ontology annotation, biological process: protein acetylation. The transcript is spliced from 6 exons. The coding region runs from base 25 to 663 and encodes 212 amino acids. NCBI's taxonomy places the organism in Eukaryota, Metazoa, Chordata, Chondrichthyes, Rhinopristiformes, Pristidae. Gene Ontology annotation, molecular function: N-acetyltransferase activity. The record is from RefSeq and is a predicted model, not a curated record.
CGGGCCGAGGGGCCGUCGCCGGGGAUGCGGCUGAACGAGGAUGUGGCGCUGCGGGGUCAGCGGGCGGUGCUCGUCCCCUACAGCGCCGGGCACGUCCCCAGGUAUCACCAGUGGAUGAAGUCAGAAGAGUUACUGAAACUCACAGCUUCAGAGCCUCUUACCCUGGAACAGGAGUAUCAGAUGCAGAGGAGCUGGCGGGAUGAUGAUGAUAAAUGUACCUUCAUAGUGUUGGACAAGGUGAGAUGGACAAGUGGUUUAUACACAGAAGAGGAGUGCAUGGUGGGAGACGUGAAUCUGUUCCUUACGGAUCCUGAAGACCCCACAAUGGCAGAAAUUGAAAUCAUGAUUGCAGAGCCUAGUUUCAGAGGAAAGGGGUUUGGCAAAGAAGUGACACUGAUGAUGAUGUAUUAUGGAGUGACUAAACUGGGGAUAACAAAAUUCCAAGCCAAAAUCAACCUGGAAAAUAUAAUCAGCAUUGCCAUGUUUCGAAACAUGCAUUUCAAAGAGGUUUCAGUCAGUGACGUCUUCCAGGAAGUGACGCUCUGGUUGAUAGUGGAUGACUGCAGGAAAAAGUGGCUCCUCGAACAAAUGAAUCGGGUGAAGGAGGAGAGGUAUAGUGAAACGAAACAGCGGCUGGAGGGAGUGCAAGGGAAAGUCCAAUAGACUUUUGAGUAACGAGGACUGGAGAUCUACAAUGAGGACUGAUUACAAAAAAAAGCCCAUUGAUGUCUGUUCAAGAGCAUAUUCUUCCUGAACCAGAAGGAUUUCAUGUUAAAAUGCGGUUGGAGGAAAUGCAGUGGUGCAGCAUAAGGUUUAUGUGCCCGGUAUUAAAAUGUCUUUAUCCCAAGGCCCUACACACUACCCUAGAUGAGGAAAGUCAAACAAUGUAAAGAGCAUUCUUUACUGCAGUAACUACCACCAACCCCUUCCCCCGACUUAAUGUGCACAAGUUACCGGAGCAUCAAAAUACAUGGCUAGGGAAGUGGCAGCUUUGACAUCCAGACCGCAGAAGGUUGCAAGAGCAGUGAGAGGAAGAUUCACAAGGUUUCCACCUCCCCUCAUCUCUCUGCCUGUUCAUUCCCCGGUGGAAUCCUGAUGUAAUUAUCACAAUGAUAUACAGAUGACCUGCUGGUUGAGGCAUCAGAAGACAGCCAGUGCCUGCGACUCUAUGGGCAAAUCAGCACCUCCAUCCCAGAAUAGCCGGGUAAUGUAUCGUCUUGGUCGACUUUUUACUGCUUCUGCAUCAAGCCCCACCGCUUCCACCUGUGUUGUUUGUGAAGGUUUUAGCAGUCAGUGUGAGGAUGCUGCCUGUGGAAUCCAUGAGCUCCUACAGUGAGCAUGCAGUGGUGGGCACUGUUUGCAAUGCUGGUUGUUUAAUGGAUGUAAAUCCACCUCUUUUCUCCCCUUCUCCCCCUCUACCCCCCCCCCACCCCGCUUCCCCAUUUUGUGUUGGAUUUAUAUUCCUGUAUAAUAAAUAGAUCUAUUUUCUAA